Messenger RNA from Nyctereutes procyonoides (raccoon dog), 4601 nucleotides. RefSeq names its product endoplasmic reticulum oxidoreductase 1 alpha (gene ERO1A). The coding region runs from base 67 to 1473 and encodes 468 amino acids. The transcript is spliced from 16 exons. The record is from RefSeq and is a predicted model, not a curated record. Lineage: Eukaryota; Metazoa; Chordata; Mammalia; Carnivora; Canidae. Gene Ontology annotation, cellular component: endoplasmic reticulum membrane; endoplasmic reticulum. Gene Ontology annotation, molecular function: FAD binding; protein-disulfide reductase activity; thiol oxidase activity. Gene Ontology annotation, biological process: protein folding in endoplasmic reticulum.
UCUUCUGCGGACGCGCGGCCUGCGCCCGAGAGCCGGGGCCGGGAGGUGCGGCGGGCCGGAGCGGCUAUGGGCCGCGGCUGGGGCUUCCUGAUCGGCCUCGUGGGGGCCGUGUGGCUGCUCGGCCCGAGUCACGGCGAGCAGCGGCCCCCCGAGACGGCGGCGCAGCGGUGCUUCUGCCAGGUUAGUGGUUACUUGGAUGAUUGUACCUGUGAUGUUGAAACCAUCGAUAGAUUUAAUAACUACAGGCUUUUCCCAAGACUACAAAAACUUCUUGAAAGUGACUACUUCAGAUAUUACAAGGUAAACCUGAAGAGACCAUGUCCUUUCUGGAAUGAUAUUAGCCAGUGUGGGCGAAGAGACUGUGCUGUGAAGCCUUGUCAAUCGGAUGAAGUUCCUGAUGGAAUUAAAUCUGCAAGCUACAAGUAUUCUGAGGUAGCCAAUAACCUCAUUGAAGAAUGUGAACAAGCUGAACGACUUGGAGCUGUGGAUGAAUCUCUAAGUGAGGAAACACAGAAGGCUGUUCUUCAGUGGACCAAGCAUGAUGAUUCCUCAGACAACUUCUGUGAAGCUGAUGACAUACAGUCUCCUGAUGCUGAAUAUGUAGAUUUACUCCUUAAUCCUGAGCGCUACACAGGUUACAAGGGACCAGAUGCUUGGAAGAUUUGGAAUGUCAUCUAUGAAGAAAACUGUUUUAAGCCACAGACAAUUAAAAGACCUUUAAAUCCUUUGGCUUCUGGUCAAGGGAAAAGUGAAGAGAACACCUUUUACAGUUGGCUAGAAGGCCUGUGUGUAGAAAAAAGAGCAUUCUACAGACUUAUAUCUGGCCUGCAUGCAAGCAUUAAUGUGCAUUUGAGUGCGCGGUAUCUUCUACAAGAAACUUGGUUGGAAAAGAAAUGGGGACACAACAUUACAGAAUUUCAGCAGCGAUUUGAUGGCAUUUUGACUGAGGGAGAAGGUCCAAGACGGCUCAAGAACUUGUAUUUUCUCUACUUAAUAGAAUUAAGGGCUUUAUCUAAAGUGGUACCAUUCUUCGAACGCCCAGAUUUUCAACUCUUCACUGGAAAUAAAGUUCACGACGCAGAAAACAAAAUGCUACUUCUGGAAAUACUUCAUGAAAUCAAGUCAUUUCCUUUGCAUUUUGAUGAGAAUUCCUUUUUUGCUGGGGAUAAAAAGGAAGCAAACAAACUGAAGGAGGACUUUCGACUGCAUUUUAGAAAUAUUUCUAGAAUCAUGGAUUGUGUUGGUUGUUUUAAAUGUCGACUAUGGGGAAAGCUUCAGAUUCAGGGUUUGGGUACUGCUCUGAAGAUUUUGUUUUCUGAGAAACUGAUAGCAAAUAUGCCAGAGAGUGGGCCCAGCUAUGAAUUCCAUCUAACCCGACAAGAAAUAGUAUCAUUAUUUAAUGCAUUUGGAAGAAUUUCCACAAGUGUGAAAGAAUUAGAAAACUUCAGGAAUUUGUUACAAAAUAUUCAUUGAAGAAAAUGGAAAACAAGUUGAAAUGUGCCUGUUUCUGGACUAUGAAGGACAAAGAGUGGAAUUUCAUUCAAAGGCAUAAGAGCAAUGACAUUCUUAAGCCAAACAUUUUAUAUAAAGCUUCUUUUAUAAAAGAAUUAUACUGUUUUAAGUAAACAAUUUUUUUUAAUUGUGUUAAGUCUAUGUAUAAUAUUAUUGUGAGUAAAAGUAAUGUUUUGAUGAUGUGGUAUAAAUUUUAAAAUUUAAUAUUGAAUAAAAUCAGGAUUAUCAAAUUCAUAUAUGUUAAAACUAAGUAAAUGUAAUUCUCUCAAGAAUUUUUUGUGAGAAGAUGUAAUAUAAAUAAAUCUAUGGUUAGUGUAUUGAGCGUUUAAUAGGAAAAUGCUGAGGAGGCUCAUGAAUAAUCCAUAAUUAUCAAUCUGAAAGUUUUCAAUACAUUUAUGGUUACCAGAUUUAGUAAAUAAAAAUACAUAAUGCCCAGUUAAAUUUAAAUUUGAAAUGAAUAUUUUUUUUGUUUUUUACAUUUUUUUAUUUGAAUUCAAUUUGUCAACAUACAGUAUAACACCCAGUGCUCAUCACAUCAAGUUGAAUAAUUUUUUUAAUAUAUGUUGCAUGCAAUAUUUGGGACAUACUUAUACCAGAAAUUGUCUCUUAUUUAAAAUUCAAAUUUAACUGGGAGUCCUGUGUUUUAUCUGGCAACCUAAAAGUGCACUGGUAUGAAAUAAAUGACUUUGAGAAAUUUAUAUUGCUAUUUAGAUUGGCUUGUUUCAGUGUGUAGAAAGAUACAAUAACAACUCAAAGACAGGGGAUUUCUAAACAUUGUGAAAAGUUGAAUAGAUUUAUAUAUUUAUUCUCAUACUUUACCUAAUGCUGAAUAAAAUUUGGGGAAAAAUUUAUUUUUAUAUAAUUUUAAAUUUACAGAAAAGUUUCCAGGAUAGUAGGAAGAACUCUUCAUUCAGAUUCACUAAUUGUUCACAUUUGCUUUACCUUUCAUUCUCUCUCUACACACACACACACACACACACACACACGUUUAUUAUUUUUUCCUAAAUCAUUUGAAAGUCAGUUCCAGGUAUCGUGCCCUUUGAACCUUAAAUACUUCAGUGUGUGAUACUGGAUUAUUUUUUAAAAAUGAUUUCCUCUGAAAAAUAAAAGGAACUAUGUAAUACUGUCAGCCUUAGAAUAAGGAAUCAUUUUGAGUUCUGGUGUAAAUAAAGUCCUUUUUGAGUUUGUUGUCCUUUAUAAUGCUUGAUCUGUAUAGUCAUAGGGCAUAGAAUUUUUGUGUUUCGUACAUGAGGUUCAUUUCCUUUUUUCUCCUUAAAAAUAAACUAAUUUUUGGAGGUUUUCAUUAGUGGCAGUUCUUCAAUGAUAAUAUUUGAAAGGGUUUAAGAAUUUUGAUCAAAUGGUAAUUGUGAAAGAAACGAUAAAAAAACUAUACCUCAAAAUGAUGUGCCCUCUAUCCAUUUGAGUGGGUGUACCAUGUUGAGAUGUUGCAUUAUUAAUAAAGCAGGGUUUAUUUAUAUAAUAGGUUAGAAAUAUCACCUUAUACUGCUGUAUACUUUUUCUUUUCUAUGUCCCUAAAAUCUGGUAUAAUGCCAAGUACAGAGUAAAGCACAUGUUCGGUAUCCAAUAAAUAUUUGUUGAAUGAAUGUAUUAAUAUGUAUUUAGUAUCUCUUAAAUGAAUAACUCCAGAGCUAUUUUUAAUAGUAUGUGUCAUAUUUUCUCUCUCCUCCCCUCAUUUGGAUAAGGCAGGAAAAGAAAGACCUUUAUCUACUAAUUAAGUCAAUAUUCUUGGAGACUCCAGGGACUAUGAUGUAAGCACCAUGUGUAAAUGUUUAGAGGACAUUUGUAGUACUCCGGACGUGUGGUGGAAGGGUUUUCAUGGCAAUUUUGUCUGUAUGCUUCUCUAACUCAGGUAAUGCCCUCACCCUUUUUUUAAGUCAAUCUUUUUGAAAGAAUAUUCCUAUCAUCAUUUUGUCACCUCCCACUUGCUCCUUAACCAGAAAUCUUGCUCUUGGCUCUGUAGUUCCUAACAAUUUCUUCUUUUGAAGUAAGAAAUUCCAAUUCUAAAUUCAUAGUUCAGUUCACAAGCCAUUUCUUACUUGACUUUUUUUUUUUUUUUCCUGCAUUUGAUACUGUUUGGCAGCCCCUUCUUUAAAAAUCUUUUUCCCCCCCUGGGUUCGUUAUAUGUCAUUCCUGGGCUCCUGAUGCAUCCUUUUUUAGCUUCUUUUCGUUUAUGCCUUAAAUGCUAUUCCUUAGACUUUUGAUUCUUGUUCUAGAUCACCACCACUUCUCACUCUUGGGUAAUUCCAAUUCAAUGAUAUAUAAGUCCUUAUCAUUAGUCUGUAUUUCUCAGUCUGUUUACCACGUCUUUACUGUUGUCCCACAGAUACCUGUGUGUCUUAACCCUUUUCCCUCUAGAUCUGUUUUUAUGCCUGUGUUGCUUACUCUGGUUAAUUUCAGAGCCAUCAUCUAAAUUCUCUAGGCUCACUCCUCUUUGUCCUUCCCUAACCAGUCAGUGUGUAAGCGCUGUGGAGUUGAUCUCCCUAUCUUGAAUGCAUUACUGUCCUUCCUUUUCUUUGCUCUUAAUCUAGAAAACUACACUAACCUGCCUCCCUGAUUCCAGCCUGUCUCCUCUCCUGCACCCCAUGGUGCUGCCACAGCAGACUUUGUAGAAGCACUCCAACAAGGUCCACUGAUGUGUGUCUCCCAGCCCUGUCCCCAGCCCUCAUGCUUUGAUAAAACACUGAAUUCUUCAGAUAUGCCAGGGUCAGGUUGCCACACAUGGGUGCAUGCUGCUCUCUGCAUCAUGUGCUCCCAGCCAUCCUUCCUUACCUGGAAUGUUUCCAUUUCUCCUUGCAGGCCAGCAUCAAGCUGGCCUCUGUGAAAUCUCCCUUGUUCCACCCAAGGAGUACCCUCUAAUCUCCUCUUUAAUGUCACCACUGUAAUUACAGCCUACCUCUAUUGUGUCACAUAUUGUACUGUAUUUUCUUUUAAACCUCCUUUAUUAGAAUGUGAGCUCCUUAAGGGCAGGAAAAGGAACUUGAUCCAUUUUUGCAUCUCCAUAGCAUAAUUUUUGGCAGAUGAACACUUUAAUAAAUGUUUGUUGAAUAAACUGCUUUUCAAAUGACAAA